Molecule: messenger RNA, 2471 nt
Organism: Didymodactylos carnosus
Lineage: Eukaryota; Metazoa; Rotifera; Eurotatoria; Philodinida; Philodinidae
Source: the annotation of a GenBank genome assembly
AUGCUGAACAAUUCCAUUGCUUGCAAAAAAUUAGUAAGUGAUAAAGUUACGACAUUAAGUCCCAGUGUAUUCAUAAAAUGGAAGGAUGGCAUCCCAGUUUUGAUCGUUAAAUGGCGACAUAUUAGUGAUCGCCUCGUCGAUAGAUAUGUCAUAAACAUUGAUAAUGUGGAUAUUAAACAUAUUCCUAGAAAAAAAUUUGGUAAAUUAUUUCUAAUUACAUUAUGUGAACCAGAAAAAGAAAAACCGUAUAUAAUAGAAGUUGUGGUACAAUCAGCCGACAACAACGAAAUUUUUCGAUCAGACACAAUAAAAGUUAUUGUACCAGAUAAACCGCCGUCACAAUCAUUUCAGCAAGGUCAGCAAAUUAGUGGUAAAUCUGCAAUAACUGAAUGUAUCAAUAUUAUGGAAGAAGAGCCACCGUUCUAUGUACUCCAAGAUGACGAGAUUAUGCUAGGAGAUAUUCCUAAACAACAGCGGCAAAAGAAAAAUCCAAAACAAAUAGAAGUAUAUUAUCUGACAAACAUUACAAAAUAUCGCGCACUUAUAUUAUAUCAACAAUUAGUGACAGCUACAUCGAACAAAAAGACUUCAACAGAUGAAAUGCGUAUUCGUAAUUGUGAACUUUCACCGCAUCAGAACUACCCAGGUAUAGACCAUUACCUGAGGCCAUCCGUCAAAAAAUUAUCACUGAAUAAUAAUUGACAUGUUUACACACUUUCACAACGCGAACAAAAAUGAUAAUAGUUCUGACCGAUGCAUUUCUUUGUACUAUUUUGUGAAGAAAGCAGUAAAAAUAAACAAAAAUGAAUAAAUCGUAACUAAUUAGUAUGUAUUCAUAAACACGCGUAUAUGGGUCAUUACUCGUUGAAUACAUAGCUCAAUUUCCCUUCAAACUCUUCUUAAAACUAUAGGCAUUAGUAGGUGAAAGUAAAAGCCUGUUUUGUUUAUGCUUUUGAAAUUUACACGAAUGAGAAAAAAAUCACAUAAGUUUUUUGAUCGCUAAAUUUGUAAAAAUUGAUGAAAAUCAGCCGAUUGACAAGUUUAAUAGACUCCGAUCGGAUAGAUCGUUUUGUAAGAAAACAAUAGCAUCAACAUAAAUCAGUACAGGAUAUACGAUGCAGCAUUGAUUUUUACCGAUGUGGCAUUGUUUUCGAGAAUAAAACUGUGACACCCGUGCACAUCGAUAUUUGUCGAUGCACAUGAAAUGCAAUGUGCAUUCCCAGUACCACAACUUUUUUUCAGAUGCAGCAUCAAAAGUUUUUUUCUACGAUGAAUACUGAAAAGCUUCAGCCGGACCAUAUUAAUUUUUGUUAUUUUUAUUCGAUGAAAAAAUAACAAAAAUUAAUCGCAAACAUGAAUAAACAUCAAGUUACCGAGCAGUCAGCGAAAUUCCAAAUAAACAUAAGAACAUAGACGAAUCACGUAAUAAACGUAGGGUGCACCACAGGAUAGAGACUUCUACUUCGCAGUAAGGUCCAUGUACAGUAAGGAAAUAUCUUCUUCCCUGCGAUAAAGGAUUAAAGCUGCAAACUUUCAUCGAAUAUUCACGAAUAAAUGAUUUAGGAAUUAGCGGAUCGAAAGGAUGGAACAGGUGCACAGUGGGCAAUCAUGUAACAGAAAAACUGAAAGUAAGCUUUUUCGAGAUUUGAAUAGUGUCAAAUAUACUUUGAUUAACAGCCGAUUUUAUGGCUGAAAAAUUUUUGUUCCAACUUUUAAGUUCGUCGAAAAAACUUGUGUGCAAAAGUAGAUCAAAUUUCAGCAACUUUGGGGAAAAUGGCUUCUGUUGUAGUAUGAAGAAAGAGAUGAUGAAUGAAUCGUAAUUAUUCUGAAACCAGAGCUAGUGCUCUAUCGAUUCGUAAAAACAAUUUUCGUGUUAUUGCGAUCUGGUCGGAAAAAAGAAUCUUUCCUUCUAUGCUAAGGGUUUUCCGAGGAGCUGUAUCCGAUAAACUUAGUGCCUCAAUCACAUCCAGCUUUCAAAUAUGUUCAAACCUGAGCAAAAUACUCUUCUACUUAUCGUACAUCUACACAGUUAGCUUAAAGAUGCGUAAACGUUCGUGGACUGAGUUGGAGUUCCGGAAUCUCACCAAAUAAGACUUUCGCCAAUAGGACAUUCACCAAUGACGAAUGUCCACUGUACUUUCGCCAGUCUGACUGUGAUUUAGACGUGGAUUAGAAAAAUCACAUGUGUGUGCGCGAGAUCUUUUAGUAUUAUACUGACUGUGGUACAGUUUUUCGUCUCUCUAUUUUCAUUUUCUUUUUCGUCUAUUUUAUCACUAUUAUUCUAGUGAUAAAAUAGACGAAAAGACGAAACAAGACGAAAUCUUGUUGGCGAACCUGUUUGUCGUGGAAGGAAAGGAAAGAAAAACAAGAAUAAUGUUUCAAAAUCAGAUUCAUCAGGUGCAUCGACAGAUGAACAUUAGGUUACGCUUUAUUUGUCUUUUUCUUCAUAUUAAUCUCGCUUUUUUCUCAUU